Messenger RNA from Carassius carassius (crucian carp), 1227 nucleotides. Its product is annotated as GTP-binding protein Di-Ras1-like. Gene Ontology annotation, molecular function: GTP binding; GTPase activity; GDP binding. The coding region runs from base 333 to 920 and encodes 195 amino acids. The record is from RefSeq and is a predicted model, not a curated record. Lineage: Eukaryota; Metazoa; Chordata; Actinopteri; Cypriniformes; Cyprinidae. The transcript is spliced from 2 exons. Gene Ontology annotation, cellular component: plasma membrane. Gene Ontology annotation, biological process: signal transduction.
ACGGGACACAGGACGCGGGGGUGAGCCGCAUAUCGCGUGCUUGCGUGCGUCAGAGAGGACGUGGUAGGACAGCUGGAGCGCGCGCGCCCGCCCGCCCGAUGAGCAAAUAACAGCAUUUUCAGCGACAUCGCUCGAUUAACGCCAUGCAAAUAACACGGGAAAAUGAAACGGGACUGGGAUUAUAGAGAAUGCAAGACAGUUGUCGUGUAUCUGAUCUCCUAAUGCUUCCUAUAAUUUAUGACUAACAAGAUUUGGGACGUAGCUUCACAGUCUCCAGAUCUCAGGGAAUAGUUGAAUCUUAACCUCCACAUACCCCGACAAACCCAAGCAGCAUGCCAGAGCAGAGCAAUGAUUACCGGGUGGUGGUGUUUGGAGCAGGGGGAGUGGGCAAGAGCUCCCUGGUUCUGCGCUUUGUUAAAGGCACCUUCAGGGACACCUACAUCCCGACAGUGGAGGACACGUACCGGCAGGUCAUCAGCUGCGACAAGAGCGUAUGCACUCUGGAGAUCACCGACACCACUGGCAGCCACCAGUUCCCUGCGAUGCAGCGUCUGUCCAUCUCCAAAGGCCAUGCCUUCAUCCUGGUCUACUCCAUCACCAGCAGGCAGUCGCUGGAGGAGCUGAAGCCUAUCUACCAGCAAGUGCUGGCCAUCAAAGGUAACGUGGAGAACAUCCCCAUCAUGCUUGUCGGCAACAAGAGCGACGAGACCCAGCGCGAGGUGGAGACCAAGGAGGGCGAAGCCCAGGCAAACAUCUGGAAAUGUGCGUUCAUGGAAACAUCAGCCAAGACCAACACCAACGUGAAGGAGCUUUUUCAGGAGCUUCUGAAUCUGGAUAAGAAGCGUGAUAUGAGUCUGAACAUGCGCUCCAGCAAGCAGAGACGUGCAGACAAGCUGAAGGCCAAGUGCAGUGUGAUGUAGGAGGCUGGAUCCACGGCCGCAUCAUUCAACGUGUAACUGACUCCUCGAAAAUGUACAUAAGUCCCUCACCUUAAAGGAACAGUGAGCACAAAAAAAUGAAACUUCUGUCAUCGUUCACUUAUUGUCCUGUCAUUUUAACCCAUAUGACUUUAUUGUUUCCAGGGAACACAAAGAGAAAUUGUAAUACAAUUGUACUGGCCGCACUUGUCCAUGCAACCAAAAAUCUUAAAAAAGGUGUGUUCAAAAUGUCUUUCAGAUUUUCGCACGUUGAUAAAUAAAUGUGACCUCACGUUGUGUCCAUCAUGUU